UCCUAUAAACCAGGAUAUAUUAGGUUUAGGUUCCUAUAUACCAGGAUAUUCUGAGGCUGGCUAAACCACCCUAAUUCUUCGAGUACAGCAAUUUGGAUGAUUCAUCCAAAUUGUCAGGAAUAGUCCCUUUAAAACUAUAAACUUUUUGGUACGAGCAUGAGGCCGGUACGAGUAAGCGCAAAAAGAGCGCGUAGGAGCGGUAGACGAGCGGGGCGCGGUACCAAGUUUUCAUCGGGCCUUGUAAGGCCUUUUUAGCUUCACUUCCAUAUCAUUCGGCGUAGUAAUAGUAACCUUAAAAUGUUUAUUAUUUUUCAGAUAAAAAUGAGAAUGAGAACUGUUCGAUUGGAGAGCUCUCAUACGGAAUUGUACAAAUUCUAAAAGGUUGAAUUUGUAUAAUUCUUACAAUAUAUCAGGUUCUCCAGGUUAUGGAUGCUGGAGGCUGGAGGAUCUAUGUAGAGGCUGCCAUGAGAAUACAUGGCUCCAGGUACUACAGUCCUCUGUAUGACCCGGAGAAAGAAUCAACCCUGAACUCUGUCCUAGGGAUACACCUGCAGUUCCCAUGGAUAUCUCAACUCAUAGGAUUUGGGUUCAGGUCAUAGAGUUUAUUUGUUUACUGAGUUAGAAGAGAUUAGUACACAGAGAGUUCAAAUUUACAGCGCUAUCAGGGAUAUUGCACAGAAAGUAUAGAUUCACUGAAUUAUCAGUUAUCGAGAUGAUUCUGCUUAGAGGGUAGAAACAAUGAAGCAAGGGGCGCUGAAGGGGUGAACCAAGUUGAAAAUUCUGAAGCACGUGAAACGACCGCGGCAUAAAUUCCUCAAUGCGCUUGGUGGGAACUAUUCAGCUCCACGGGACAUAAUGGUUAAAACUUCACUGGGAAACUGAUCUCUGUAUGAUUAGAUGCCCUGAACCUAAAUAUCAGAAAUAACAAAUAAAAGUCCAGAAAGUACUGAAGAUACUCUGAGGAUGAGAGGUUGGCUGUUACUCCUGUAUUUGCCCCUAAGCUACAAAUAUGCUAAUUCUAAACGAGGAUUCAAAUGUAGCGCUGGAAUAUCAAAGUCUAUCUGUCUCCCUGAUGAAUAUUCAAAAUUUGAACUUCCAUUCGUGGACUCAACUAACGAGAUAUAUAUCGGGAUCGAUAUCGACGAAGUUCUCCGGAUCAAUGACAAGGAUUACAGUAUAACCUUCUCCACCUACUUCAACGUGGAGUGGGUGGAGAGAAGGUUGACAGUGAGGAAGGACUGGUUGGAUCAGAUGGGACAUAUAGAGAACUCAUCAGAACCCUUGAAUAUGCCGAUGAAUCUUGAAUUCGUAAAGGAUCUCUGGCUCCCAAAUAUAUUUAUCUAUAAUCUUAAAACUUUCAAGGUGAUAGACGUCCUGUCUAAGAUGGCUGGACUCUGGAUAAAUACAAAUAAAAAGAUUCUUUACAGUCAACAAACUCAUAUCACAUUCAUCUGCCCUAUGAGGUUUGAUAAGUUCCCCUUGGACACUCAAAGGUGUAAAUUCCAGGUUGGUUCCUACUCAUAUGAUGAUUCUAAAAUGAUGUUUAUCACUCAAUCUGCUCAGUAUCAGAAGAACGGAAGAAAUACCAUUGCUCUGGACUAUGAUAUAGAAAUAGAGCCCCUGCAACCCCUGGAUAUGAUCCUAGACUACGGAAACUUAGGGAAUUUUUCCCUUUCUGGUUUCGAGAUGGUGCUCACAAGAUACGUUUCUACUUACAUUAUCACGUACUACCUUCCCUCAGGACUAUUUGUGAUUGUAUCCUGGAUAUCCUUCCUGAUACCUAUGGACGUUAUACCAGGACGGAUGGCUCUGCUGGUUACACUGUUCUUGGUUCUGGUUAAUAUCUUCAAUACAGUUACAACCAAUACACCUAAGGCUGAAGGUUUGACAGCUAUAGAAGCCUGGAUGUUGGCCUGUAUACUUUUUGUAUUCGGAGCUCUCAUUGAGUAAGUUUUCAUCAUUUCUAAAACAAAAAAUUCAAUUAAAAU
Molecule: messenger RNA, 1988 nt
Organism: Eurytemora carolleeae
Lineage: Eukaryota; Metazoa; Arthropoda; Copepoda; Calanoida; Temoridae
Product: gamma-aminobutyric acid receptor subunit rho-1
Exons: 15
Coding region: 964-1950 (328 amino acids)
Biological process (GO): signal transduction; monoatomic ion transmembrane transport; nervous system process
Cellular component (GO): neuron projection; membrane; synapse
Molecular function (GO): neurotransmitter receptor activity; extracellular ligand-gated monoatomic ion channel activity; transmembrane signaling receptor activity
Source: RefSeq, a predicted model, not a curated record